Molecule: messenger RNA, 1557 nt
Organism: Emericellopsis atlantica
Lineage: Eukaryota; Fungi; Ascomycota; Sordariomycetes; Hypocreales; Bionectriaceae
Exons: 1
Coding region: 182-1174 (330 amino acids)
Molecular function (GO): protein binding
Source: RefSeq, a predicted model, not a curated record
GCCUUGCCUGGUCAAACUUUUGAGUUGCGCUUAGGGCACGCAAGGUCACGAGUGAUUCCGCUUCUGGCUUUGAACAAAGCAUGGCUAUCAAGGCUUAUCCAAAGAUGGAUUGGCGUCUCACUGAGCUAGUAGAUUCACCUGGGUCUCCUAAGGUAUCGUUCUCGAGUGCUGGCUCCCCUUCAUGUCCUGCGGCCGACCCUUCCGCAUCCGCCGUAUGAACCUCAUGGGAAGAAGCAGAAUGCAAAAGCCCAACAGCACGAGACGUCGAGAUAUCGUCGCUCAGAAAAUAAGCUCACGACUGGGCAGACUACGGAUCUCCGCACCCGUAUCGGAGCAGCCGCCUGUCCCAGUUCAUUUUGAUCGGCCCACGCAGCCCCCAGCAGCACAACUGAUCACGAAGCUACCGGUUGAGUUGAUCAAACACAUUAUCAGCCACUUGGACGAUGUGAGCAAGGCCCUGCUCUCCCAAGUAUCCAAAUUAUUUGAAGUCUUGCUCUCGUUCACAUACCCCGUCGAAAAAUGGCCAAAAGCAGAUAGGUCUCGGUUCCUCGCAUGUCUCACUCACGACAAAGCCGACAGGUGGGUGUGCGAAGAUUGUAUGAGAUCCCAUGCCGUCAACUUCCUCGACCUGCGUCACCAGCCUGAACUCUGCAAUUGCCCGUGGCUGCGCAGGCGCAGUUUUAGCAUCGGUGCUUUCGAUCUUCAGCGUUUGUGGCCGCCUCUCGUAGAUGGACGGCAUGUCCAGCUGGCGUUGAAGUAUGUGAGACUACGGCCAGCCCUCUCAACGCAACAAGAGCAUCAUCUAUCGCGGCUCCUGUCCUCAUUUAUGGGCUGCAUGCGUGCAAGCUCCCCCGGACGGCCGACACACUCCUACAAAUAUCAGCUGUUUCCCAGAAUUGUCCACUCGAGAUUCAUGCUCAAGGUGGUCUAUGAGUUUCCCCCCUGCACUUCCCGAUGCCUCACAUCCUCUGAACGCCUGGAAAUGGCUGAGGAUGAGGCUUUUGUGUUGAACAUUUGCCCUCAUCAAAGCCUCAUGCGUUCCGUGCAACAACGUUACAUCUGCGCGCGGCAACACGAAGUAGGGCCCCCUCCAACAAGGAGCCACAGGAUGUGGCACCGGGGGUGGGAACGAGACGUUCGGUAUUUUGUUCACCAUUCAAGUGACAGCUGCUGAAGGUGUGCAUGGUGGCUGUCCCUUCUGCGCGGCCGACUUUGUCGUCAGCAGCACGCAGACGGCGAUGACCGUCCAGGCCUGGUACGAUUGUGGUGGCGAAGGCCGAGUUGGUACGCGCGUGCGACCAGUCAAACGCAGCUGCUUGGGGGCGCCAGACAUCGACGAGCAUUUAAAGGAUCAACUGUUGACGCACCGCGAUGUGCGCCAGAUGUAUGAGACGGGGAAGCCUGGUUUGUUCCACCAACGACUCUUUGCUCUUGCGUAAGGAAAUGGUCGAGCCACGAUAUUGCCGUGCCAAACAUCUCGACAAUGGAAUAAUAAUGCGUUCCUGGCCAGGAACGGUGGGGGUAUAUUCAUAUUUAAUAGUCAACCGACGGAACUGA